Spodoptera littoralis (African cotton leafworm) is the source of this 2928-nucleotide messenger RNA. NCBI's taxonomy places the organism in Eukaryota, Metazoa, Arthropoda, Insecta, Lepidoptera, Noctuidae. The record is from the annotation of a GenBank genome assembly.
AUGCGGAGAGAGGUGAACAAUGACAGCAUGUCCCCGCCGCGAGCGAUGACCCUGCAGGGCGCCAAGGGUCGCGCAGUGGCCGCGGCGGCGGGGCGCGCCAGCCCGGGCCCCCGUGCACACUCGAUGCCAUAUUUUAUAGAAAAUUUAACGCUUAUUAGGCUAUGUCUACAAUAUCUACGGGUGAUAUCACGUUUAUAUCAAAACGUCGCCGCCUCCCUGCCGCGGGUGCGAGUGAACUUUAAUUUUUCAAAGCGUCCGCUAGUCAAAUUAAAAACUGAUGUGGAUAAUAUGUUUAGUUUUCGAACUAGAACAGUGUAUUGUGAUAUUAAAGCAUUGUUAGUGAAGACAAUAGUGCAAUUAUUCGUUGUUGCCAAGUGUGUUGUGUUGCGAUGGAGAUGUCGAGGCGGCGGCGCGCGACGGGCGCGGACGCUGCUGGUGCUGUGGCUGAGCGGGUGCGGCGGCGGCGGGUACAGCGAGGGCAGGCGCGACGGGGACCUCCAUAUUGGGGGUAUUUUCCCCAUGGAAGGCGAAGGCGGGUGGCAGGGCGGGCAGGCCUGCAAGCCAGCCGCCGAGCUCGCGCUCGCGGAUGUCAACGAGCGCCUUGAUUUAUUGUCCGGCUUCAAAUUAUACAUUCACAGCAACGAUAGCAAGUGCGAGCCGGGACUGGGCGCGAGUGUGAUGUACAACCUGCUUUACAAUCCACCACAGAAACUAUUGCUGCUAGCUGGCUGCUCCACUGUCUGUACCACCGUUGCUGAAGCCGCCAAGAUGUGGAAUCUUAUGGUUCUCUGCUACGGCGCGUCAUCACCAGCGCUGUCAGAUCGCGCGCGCUUUCCAACGCUAUUCCGCACCCAUCCAUCAGCAACGGUUCACAACCCUACUCGGAUCAAACUCAUGCAGAAAUUCGGAUGGUCACGCAUCGCCAUCUUACAACAGGCAGAAGAAGUCUUUAUAUCAACUGUAGAAGACUUAGAAGCGCAUUGCAAGAAGGCUGGCAUUGAGAUCGUGACUCGGCAGUCGUUUCUAUCAGACCCAGCGGACGCCGUGCGCAACCUGAGGCGUCAAGAUGCUCGCGUCAUCGUCGGCUUGUUCUAUGUGGUCGCGGCGCGUCGAGUACUUUGUGAAGUCUACAAACAUCGCCUGUAUGGAAAGUCUUAUGUCUGGUUUUUUAUUGGUUGGUACGAAGACAACUGGUUCGAAACAAACUUGGAGAAAGAAGGUAUAGACUGCACACCUGAACAGAUGCGAGAAGCUGCCGAAGGUCACCUGACGACAGAGGCUCUCAUGUGGAACCAGAACUCCAACCAGACCACCAUCUCGGGAAUGACGUCAGAAGAUUUUCGGACGAGGCUGAACGGGGCUUUGCGCGAAGCUGGCUACGACAUCGACGGCGAGAGAUAUCCGGAGGGAUAUCAAGAGGCACCCCUGGCCUACGACGCUGUUUGGGCUGUCGCUUUGGCUUUCAACAAGACGAUGGAGAAACUAGAGAAAAGUGGUCUUAGUUUGAAGAACUUCACAUAUACAAACAAGAAAAUUGCCGAUGACAUUUACGAGGCAAUAAACUCGACGUCAUUCCUCGGUGUAUCGGGUUUGGUGGCGUUUUCGUCUCAGGGUGACCGCAUAGCGCUGACUCAGAUAGAACAACUGACCGACAACCAUUAUGUGAAGCUUGGAUACUACGACACACAGGCCGACAACUUAACGUGGUUAGAACGAGAGCGCUGGGUCGGUGGGAAGGUGCCCCCCGACCGUACCGUCGUAGUUAACGAGCUCCGCACCGUUUCUCUGCCGCUUUUUGCGUGCAUGACCGCACUCUGCAUCGCUGGGAUCCUCGCCGCCAUCGCGCUAAUUGUCUUCAACAUCCUGCACAGACAUCGGAGGGUGAUUCAGUGGUCGCACCCAGCCUGUAACACGGUCAUGUUAUGUGGCUGCUGUAUCUGCCUGAGCGCGGCCAUUGCGUUGGGCGUGGACGGUCGCUGGGUGAUGCCGCAACAUUUCUCUGGGCUGUGCGCUGCCCGGGCGUGGCUCCUAGCAACAGGCUUCUCAAUGGCAUACGGCGCCAUGUUCACGAAAGUAUGGAGAGUGCAUCGGCAUACGACUAAACCCAAAGUGGAAACAAAGAAAAAGCGCAUCCACGGCUGGAAACUAUACACAAUGGUUGGAGGUCUACUGGUGGUAGACGUGGCGCUCCUGACUGCCUGGCAACUCAGGGAUCCUCUGGAGAGGCGCGUGGAGACCUUCCCUCUGGAAGCACCAAGACACCACGACGAUGAUGUCCAUAUAAGACCUGAACUUGAACACUGUGAGAGUAAACACAACACUGUUUGGCUUGGUGUAAUGUACGGUUACAAAGGACUAGUGCUGGUCUUCGGCCUGUUCCUGGCAUACGAGACCCGUUCGGUAAAAGUACGCCAGAUCAACGACUCCAGAUACGUCGGCAUGAGCAUAUACAAUGUGGUGGUGCUGUGCCUCAUCACAGCCCCAGUGACCCUCGUCAUCGCCAGCCAACAAGAUGCUGCAUUCGCCUUCGUGUCUCUAGCUAUCGUGUUCUGCUGUUUUCUCAGCAUGGCACUGAUUUUUAUCCCUAAGGUGAUCGAGGUGAUCCGUCAUCCCACGGAGCGUGCAGAGAGCGGCCGGGGCUCCGGGUCGGGCUCCGCCCCAGCCGACGAAGAGCGCUACCGGGAACUAGUCAAAGAAAAUGAAGAGUUGCAGAAACUCAUCGCACAGAAGGAGGAGCGGAUUCGGGUGCUGAAACAGAAGCUGGCGGAGCGAGAGGCGGCGGCGGCGGGCGUGACGCAAGGUACGGGCGGCGGCGGCGUGCUGGCCGACCUUGCCACCGCCACCUCCGACUAUGGCACCUCCACCAACUACACGCGCUCCUCGCGCGCCUCCGUCUCUGACCUUGACUUCUCUGAGAGCUACCUCUAA